GGCAUGACGUCAGCAGGUCCUUCUGGUGAGGGUGUGUUUACCAUACAACAAAAUUUCUGAAAAGGUUAUAUUUUGCUUAGAUCUUCAUCAUGUUUCAUGGGAUACCAGCCACAGGUGGUGUAGGAGCUCCAGCAAAUAAACCUGAGCUUUACGAGGAAGUAAAGCUAUACAAAAAUGCAAGAGAACGUGAAAAGUAUGAUAACAUGGCAGAGUUGUUUGCUGUGGUAAAAACCCUUCAGGCCCUUGAGAAGGCUUACAUCAAAGACUGUGUAACACCUAAUGAAUACACAGCCUCCUGUUCUAGGCUUUUGGUUCAGUAUAAAGCUGCUUUUAAACAAGUGCAAGGAUCUGAUGUUGGAUCCAUUGAUGACUUUUGCAGGAAGUACAGACUUGAUUGUCCACUGGCCAUGGAAAGGAUUAAAGAAGAUCGCCCAAUCACAAUCAAAGAUGACAAGGGCAACCUGAAUCGCUGCAUUGCAGAUAUAGUGUCUUUGUUUAUCACCGUUAUGGACAAAUUAAGACUGGAGAUCAGAGCCAUGGAUGAGAUUCAACCCGACCUACGAGAGCUGAUGGAAACCAUGAACAGAAUGAGCAACAUGCCACCAGACUCUGAGGCAAAGGACAAAGUGAAUCUGUGGUUGACCACCCUUAGCAGCAUGUCGGCCUCAGAUGAACUGGAUGAUAAUCAAGUACGCCAGAUGCUCUUUGACCUGGAGUCUGCCUACAAUGCCUUCAACCGCUUCCUGCACUCCUCCUAAAAUCUUUGCUUGAAACUGUGUGUGUCAUGUGGUUUGGUUCUUGUGGAGUAUUUGCAGAUGUUGAAACAUUCUCCAAAGACCAAAGUGGAUAUGUGUGUGGUGACAUUUAUAGAUCCCUGACAUACUCAACUAUGACAUUUAUUGUAAUAUUCCUGAUUCCACCUUUUGGCGAGGUUUUUGCCAUCUUACAAGUACAUUGUGCUGCCAGAAGCCUUUGGCUGUAACAAUGUUUGAUCAAUUAUUCACAGACAUGGUUUUCCAUCCUUCACUUAUCAAACUGUUUACGUCAACCACUGUACUGUAAUAUAAGGAAUUAAAUACUACUUUUCUACUUAGAUCUUUCAGUACACCACCUAAAAUAGAUUAUAUUAACAUACAUUUGAUGAGUUAGGAAGUAACAUUUGUUCAAUUAUGUUGAAUUCAGAAAUUUGUUUUAGAAUACACAGCAUGGACUUAGGACGUAGCAAGGAUUGAUCACAGGUAACAGGAGUAACAGGAGUAAAUUAUUCUUUGGAGAGGUGAACUGCACUUGACCCUGGUUCAUGACUCUGGUUUUAAUAUGUAUGCAUCUUUACUUGUUAAUACUUUAAUCAAUGUUUGUUGUGUUUGGCUUGGGUGGACAGAAAAACAAUGGAUGUUUCCAAUUUCUGCUUCAUUCAUGCCACAUUUAAACCUAGCUUAGGAAAACCAUUAAGUUAUAUGUAAAGAUUUAUCUCUGUAAAUAAUAGUUUUGAUUUUUAAAUGAAAGCAUGGAACACCUUUUUAGAAAUAAACAUGUACAAACUUCUAUUUCCCA
Periophthalmus magnuspinnatus is the source of this 1554-nucleotide messenger RNA. It is a transcript of the gene vps28, whose product is annotated as VPS28 subunit of ESCRT-I. Gene Ontology annotation, molecular function: protein-containing complex binding. The record is from RefSeq and is a predicted model, not a curated record. Gene Ontology annotation, biological process: protein transport to vacuole involved in ubiquitin-dependent protein catabolic process via the multivesicular body sorting pathway. Lineage: Eukaryota; Metazoa; Chordata; Actinopteri; Gobiiformes; Gobiidae. Gene Ontology annotation, cellular component: ESCRT I complex. Bases 90 to 758 code for a protein of 222 amino acids. The transcript is spliced from 10 exons.